Molecule: messenger RNA, 3438 nt
Organism: Didymodactylos carnosus
Lineage: Eukaryota; Metazoa; Rotifera; Eurotatoria; Philodinida; Philodinidae
Source: the annotation of a GenBank genome assembly
AUGUCUACUUACAACGGUACAACUGUAACAGUACAAUCGAACAAAGUUGUCGCAAAACAGCGUUCACUCACACAACAGCGAAUCGUACAAAAUUUUCUUAUAGUUUGGCUCGAUUCAGAUAUCGAUGAAUUCAACAAUGACUUUCGUAAUGCAGUCACUCAGCUACGUCGUAUUGUCAAUACUGUCAAUUUAUUCAAUGAUGCUGAUCAGUGCAUAGACUAUGUCACAGAGAUACCAAACGAGAAAAUAUUUAUGAUUGUUUCAGGUGCUCUCGGACAAUUAAUAGUGCCCUGCAUCCAUGAUUUCGCUCAACUCAAUUCAAUCUAUAUUUUCUGUGUCAACGAAUUCCAACAUGAACAAUGGGCAAAAGAGUGGCCAAAAGUAAAAGGUGUUUUCACACAAAUCGAUUCGAUUUGUGAAUCACUCAAAGAACCUGUAAGGCAAUGUGAUCAGCAUUCAAUUGCCUUGAGUUUUGUUUCGCCACGUGACGUAACAAAUAAAAGUUUGGAUCAACUCGAUCAUUCGUUCAUGUAUACACAACUAUUUAAAGAAAUUUUUCUUGAAAUCGAAUUUGACGAACAAGCAACCAAAGACUUCGCGACUUAUUGUCGUGAUCAAUACGUCGACAACGAUGGUGAAAUAAAGAAGAUUGAUCAAUUCGAACGAGAAUACCACAAUCAAACACCUAUCUGGUGGUAUACGUGUCAUAGCUUCUUAUAUUCUAUGCUCAAUCGAGCUCUCCGCACAUUUGAAAUAGAUACUAUAAUGAAAAUGGGCUUUUUCAUUAGAGAUCUUCACCGACACAUCGAAACACUUCAUUUGAAGCAAGCGAGGGCUUCCAAAGAGCAAAAAAUGACAGUUUACAGAGGCCAAGGGAUCUCGAAAGUGGACUUCAAAAAAUUGAUGGAAACGAAAGAUGGACUUCUUUCCUUUAACAAUUUCUUGUCAACGAGCCUGGAUCAACAAGUCUCAUUUGCCUUUGCUGAGAGCACUCUAAGUGAUCCUGAAUUGACAGGAAUUCUCUUUGAAAUAUCAAUUGAUCACUCGGUGACAUCGUCUCCUUCUGCGCUUGUGGACGAAGUCAGCUACUUCAAGGACGCAGAAAGCGAAAUUCUCUUCUCAAUGCAUACUGUUUUUCGUAUUGCCGAUAUCAAACAAAUCAACAGCGACAAACGACUUUGGCAAGUGAAUCUCACUCUAACAGCGGACGACGACCAACUGCUUGGUACUCUUACCAAAGUAAUGCGAGAGGAGACACAAGGAUCUGAAGGAUGGAAUCGAUUGGGUAUAUUGCUGUAUAGAGUAGGACAAUUCCACAAGGCCGAAGAAGUGUACAUGGUAUCGCUUGGUCUAGUGCACAAAAACGAGAUCGAAAAGGCAGAUGCAUACGCUAAUAUUGCAGCGAUGAACGACCGAAAAGGGAACUAUAAAGAGGCAAUUUCGUUCUACGAAAAAGCACUUGAAAUCUACGAUAAAGGAUUACCUUCCAAUCAUCACCAUCUAGCCGCUAUUUACGCCAAUAUCGCAGUUUUGUAUGAACACAUGGGUGAGUUUUCACAAGCACUUUCGUUCCACAAAAAAGCAACUGAAAUCCUGGAAAAAGAACUCCCUAAAAAUCCAUCCUCUUUGGCUUCUCCAUACAACAACGCCGGUUUGAUGUAUGCAAGCAUGGGAGAAUAUUCGAAAGCACUUUCCUUUUACGAAAAAGCACUAGAAAUUCGUCAAAAAACAUCACCUUCAAAUCAUCCCGACUUAGCUACAUCUUUCGACAAUACCGCUUGUUUGUAUGCAAAAAUGAACGAGUACCCCAAGGCACUAUUAUUUUACCAAAAAGCUCUUGCGAUUAGCGAAAGCAUACUCCCUCCGAAUCAUCCCAAUUUAGCUACUUGCUACAACAACAUUGGCGGGCUGUAUCGCAUCAUGGGGGAGGACUCGAAAGCACUUUCGUUCUUGAAAAAAGCACUUGAAAUCGACGAAAAAACAGUCCCCCCAAACUAUGUCCUUUUGGCUAGUACCUACAAUAACAUAGGUAAUGUGUAUUACAACAUGCACGAAUACUCAACAGCAAAGUCAUUUUUCGAAAAAGCACUAGAAAUUCGUCAAAAAACACUCCCAGCUGAUCAUCCGGAUUUGGCUAAUUCCUACAACAGCGUUGCCAUGGUGUAUGGCAAUAUGAGCGAAUACUCAAAAGCGCUUUCGUCUCUACAAAAGUCACUUGAGAUCCUCCAAAAACGUAUUCCCCCGCCCCGUCUUGAAUUGGCUACUGCCUACAAUAACCUGGGUAUGGUGUAUUACAACAUGGGCGAAUACUCAACAGCAAAUUCGUUUUUCGAAAAAGCACUUGAUAUCUUCAAAGAAACUCCUCCUCCGAACCAUGGAACGUUGGCUAUUGCCCACAAGAAUAUUGGGAACUCGUAUUACCAGAUGAGCCAGUAUUCGAAAGGACUCUCGUCUUUCGAAAAAGCACUUGAAAUCGAGCAGAAAAUUCUCCCUCCCAAUCAUCCCGAUUUGCUUUUGUCCUACAACAACAUUGGGAGGUUGUAUCAGAAGACUGGCGAGUACUCAAAAGCACUUUCAUUUUAUCAAAAAACCCUUGAAAUCCAACAAAAAACUCUUCCUCCAGAUCAUCUCGCUUUGGCUACUUCCUACCACAGUAUCGGUUCAGCAUAUACGCGCAUAAAACAAUACUCAAGGGCACUAUCAUUUUCCGAAAAGGCACUUGAAAUUCGUCAAAAAGAACUCCCUCCGGAUCAUCCGAAUUUGGCCGAUUCAUACACAAAUAUCGGCGUGGUUUAUGCCAAAACAGGAAUCCACUCAAAAGCACUUUCGUUUUACCACAAAGCACGUGAAAUUCGUGAAAAAGCUCUUCCUCCAAAUUCUCACGAUUUAGCUAGUUUAUAUAGCAACAUCGGUAUGGUGUAUAGUAAUGUGGGAGAAUACUCAAAAGCAAUCUCGUUUCAUGAAAAAGCACUUCAAAUUCGACAAGAAACACUUUCACCGAACGAUCGGGAUUUAGCGGCUACUUACCACAAUAUCGGUGAGGUUUAUGCCUUGGCAGGGAUCCACUCAAAAGCACUUUCAUUUUACGAACAAACACUGAGAAUUGAUGAAGAAACACUCCCUCCAAAUCAUCAAGAUUUAGCUAGUUCAUAUAGCAACAUCGGUAUGGUGUACAGUAAUAUGGAAAAAUACUCAAAAGCAAUCUUGUUUCAUGAAAAAGCACUUCAAAUUCGACAAGAAACACUCUCGCCGAACGAUCCGGAGUUAGCGGUUACUUAUUACUGUAUCGGCGAGGUUUAUUGCGCCAGGGAAGAAUACUCGAAAGCACUUUCAUUUUACGAACAAGCACUGAGAAUUUUUGAAGAAACACUCCCUCCAAAUCAUCCUGCUCUUGAACGUAUUCAACAAAAGAUCGAAUUUUUUAAAGAAUGUAAAUAG